CCGCCUUACUUUAAUGUCAUGCAUACAAUAUUAGAAAGGAAAGGAAUGGGUCCAAAUCAAGGGUAAAAUGGUAAUUUACAAAUGAAAGCAGCGUACAUCCACGCUCUCCCCGUUUAUGCAAGAUUAGGUACAAAUACUUUUUGGUUGCUGAAAAUCUUUGUCUUCUCCGUUUAGAGCAAUUCCUUCCGAUUCAGGAUGCGCCUCCUCUGUAACUUCUUUUCUCACUCCCGAUUGGUUGAUUGUUGACGACGGCUGCGGCACCGGUCUGUUCCUCAAACUGUUGAUGAUUAAUUAGUUUCGCAGAUUGCAGGCACGUUCCAGUCUGCUAAUUAUUAAUAUUCAAUGACCACUACGGAGCGGGAGCGCCGAUACGGAUCUGACGACAUUAUACAACUUGAUUCGAUGAUCUUCGGAUCGUCGCUAGGAGCGCAGUUCGACGUGGCGGAGGAGUUUGUUGAGGUGACGCUUGAUGUGCAAGAAAACAAGACGGUUGUGCUUCGAAGUGUUGAACCUGCGACUAUUAUCAAUAUCGAAGAUGGCGUCUCUGGAACUUCUGGAACGCCGGCCUUGACUUCUGCUUCGACUUCGAGAUCUACGUCGGUGAAGCGGAGUUCGUCGCAUCGGUUUCGGCAGUUCUCUCAGGAACUGAAGGCGGAAGCGAGAGCUAAGGCGAAGCAUUUCUCUCACGAGUUAAAAUCCGAAUUGAGGCGGUUCUCAUGGAGUCGGAGUCAAGUGUCGCGAGAAUUAGCAGCGUCGUCAUCAAGUUUGAACACGAACAGAGCUGUUGGAGUAGAAAACGGAAUUAAUUCGGCUUUAGCGGCUAGAGAUUUGAGGAGGCAACGAGCAAAGCUUGAUCGAACUCGUUCCGGCGCUGAGAAGGCUCUUCAUGGAUUGAGAUUUAUAAGUAGCAAAAAUAACAAAACGACUGGCAUUGAUUCGUGUAGUGAACUUGAGAGCAACUUCAAUAAGCUUUCCAAGGACGGGUUUCUCAGCCGCGCUGAUUUCGCACAAUGCAUAGGAAUGAAAGAUUCCAAAGAGUUUGCUCUCGAGUUGUUCGAUGCUCUAAGUCGGAGGCGAAGACUCAACCACUUCGAACAAAUUAGUAAAGACGAGCUAUUCGAGUUUUGGCUGCAAAUCACAGAUCAAAGUUUCGACUCCAGGCUUCAAAUCUUCUUCGACAUGGUCGACAAGAAUGAAGAUGGUCACGUUACCGAAGAAGAAGUAAAAGAGAUUAUCAUGCUAAGCGCAUCAGCCAACAAGCUAUCUAGACUUAAAGAACAAGCGGAGGAAUAUGCCGCCUUGAUCAUGGAAGAACUAGACCCAGAAAGACUAGGUUAUAUCGAGCUAUGGCAAUUGGAGACACUUCUGCUGCAAAAGGACACAUACAUGAACUACAGUCGAGCCCUCAGCUUCACCAGCCAAGCCUUGAGCCAGAAUCUACAAGGCGUUCGACAAAGAAGCAGAAUUAAAAGAUUCAGCACGAAUGCGCUUUACUUUCUGCGAGAGAAUUGGAGGAGAAUUUGGGUUUUGACACUUUGGAUUCUGAUCAUGGUUGGGCUUUUCACAUGGAAAUUCUUUCAGUAUCGACAUAAAAACGCCUUCAAAAUUAUGGGAUACUGUCUCACCACGGCAAAGGGUGCAGCUGAGACCUUGAAGUUCAACAUGGCUCUCAUUCUUUUGCCAGUUUGUAGAAACACUAUUACUUGGCUAAGGAAAACCAAAAUCGGUUACUAUGUACCUUUCGACGACAACAUCAAUUUUCACAAGAUCAUUGCGGUGGCCAUUAUAGUUGGAAUCAUUCUCCAUGCUGGAAACCAUCUUGCGUGUGAUUUUCCAAGGCUCCUUAGAUCAUCUGAAGCUGAAUAUGAUUUUUUGAUUGGCGACUUCGGCAAGAUUAAACCCAGCUAUAUGGACCUUGUUAAAGGGUGUGAAGGUGUUACAGGAAUCUUAAUGGUGUUCUUCAUGGCAAUAGCUUUCAUACUUGCAACGCGAUGGUUUAGGAGGAACCUCAUUAAGCUACCCCAUCCCUUUGAUAGGCUCACUGGAUAUAAUGCCUUCUGGUAUUCACACCACUUAUUCAUUCUUGUUUACAUACUGCUCAUCAUUCAUGGCCUGUUCCUCUAUCUCGUGCACAGAUGGUAUCUUAUGACGACAUGGAUGUAUGUCGCUGUUCCAGUUUUGCUGUACGCUGGAGAGAGAAUCUUGAGAUUCUUUCGCUCUGGAUCAUACACUGUUCAAAUCCAAAAGGUUGCCAUUUAUCCUGGAAAUGUUCUCAAACUACAAAUGUUCAAGCCGCCCCAAUUUCAAUACAAAAGUGGACAGUACAUGUUUGUUCAGUGUCCUGCGGUCUCUCCCUUUGAAUGGCAUCCAUUUUCAAUUACUUCGGCUCCUGGAGAUGACUACCUUAGUAUCCAUGUACGGCAGCUUGGUGAUUGGACCCAAGAGCUUAAAAGAAUUUUCACAGAGGUUUGUGAGCCUUCCGUCUCCGGCAAGAGUGGCCUUCUAAGAGCUGACGAAACUACCAUUAAAAGUUUGCCAAAGCUUUCAAUUGAUGGCCCAUAUGGUGCCCCAGCACAGGACUACCAUAAAUAUGACGUGCUACUACUUGUUGGCCUAGGCAUUGGGGCAACACCUUUCAUAAGCAUUUUGAAGGAUUUGUUGAAUAACAUUGUGAAAAUGGAGGAGCAGGAUUCAUCAACUGAGAUCAGUAAUGUGGGCGACCUCAGUUAUGUGAACAAAGAUUUUCUCGCUCCUAAAAGGAAAAGUAGUCUGAAGACCACUAAUGCCUACUUUUAUUGGGUAACUAGAGAGCAAGGUUCAUUUGAUUGGUUCAAAGGUGUCAUGAAUGAAAUCUCGGAGCUGGAUCAAAGGGGGUUAAUUGAGAUGCAUAACUAUCUGACUAGUGUGUAUGAGGAAGGGGACGCUCGUUCAACUCUCAUUACCAUGGUUCAAGCCCUCAGUCAUGCUAAGAAUGGAGUGGAUGUUGUGUCUGGCACCAGGGUGCGAACCCAUUUUGCCAGGCCCAACUGGAAGAAAGUUCUCAGCAAAAUCAGUUCCAAGCACUGUGGUGCAAGGAUAGGUGUCUUCUAUUGCGGAGCUCCAGUUUUGGCCAAAGAACUUGGACAGCUCUGCCAUGAGAUCAAUCAAAGUGGCUCGGCCAAGUUAGACUUCCACAAGGAGCAUUUUUAAGAUAAGUUUGGAUGCAUCAUUUCUUCCCUGCUGUCCUCGUUCAUGAUCCUCCAUUCUCAUCUCAAAAAUAUAUCAAGAUUAAAAUUUUCUACAUUAAAGUUGGAGAAGCCGAGAAAAAGAAGAAAAAAGAACAUAAGAUUGACAACUAGUAGAGAGUAGGUAGGAAAACAGAGAGGAAAAAAAAACUAAAGAAGUCAAGUUAUACAAGGAGACUUUGGAAGAUUUAGCCACAGGUAAAUUGCAAGUAAACAUUAUGGUUAAUGUUUAAUUAGGAUUAGGAAUUUUAAACAGGCCGAGGUUCUGCAUUGUAUAUAUGAUUACCAUUAUGCUGAACCCAUGGUACAAUACACAGCUACACAGGAGAAAGAAGUUCACCAAAUCGUAGGAGAUAUUUUGGGAUUUGUCAUAGCAUUCAUUCAUAGAGGUUGCAAAAGGAAACGAUUCUGAUGUUUGGAUAAGGGGAUUAAAUGGAGUUCUGGAAGUGGGAGUCAGCUUCUAAUCUUAUACUAUACUGCCUACCAUUAUACCUGUGAAUAAUGCCGAUAUUUGAAUAUUUUUGGAACAUUCUUUCUUGUAUAUUUAGGGGGACGGGGGGGAUUUUUGUUAUUGUUAUUAUUUCUUUAACGCCAUGUGAGCACCUUGGAUAGUGUCGAAUUUUUGCUUUAAAAUUUAUGCAUACUUCUACAGUA
Messenger RNA from Cucurbita pepo subsp. pepo (vegetable marrow), 3878 nucleotides. RefSeq names its product respiratory burst oxidase homolog protein A. The record is from RefSeq and is a predicted model, not a curated record. NCBI's taxonomy places the organism in Eukaryota, Viridiplantae, Streptophyta, Magnoliopsida, Cucurbitales, Cucurbitaceae. Gene Ontology annotation, cellular component: plasma membrane. Gene Ontology annotation, molecular function: NAD(P)H oxidase H2O2-forming activity; calcium ion binding; peroxidase activity.